UCGUGGUUCUUCCCGCCACCGCCUCACAGCACGCCGUCACAGUGUUAGUGGAUGUGGUCAGUGACGGUCACCCCAUGUGUUGCUUCACCACAUCAGUGAUGAAGGCUCGGCGGGAGUGGCGAGGGGCAGCCCUGUUGGUGGCGGUGGCGUGGGUGUUGGUGCUGGCGGUGGCGGCCGUGGCGGCGGCAGCGGGCCAGGAGAACGAGAAGUCACCAGUGUGCAGGAAGUGUGACUGUAUCUCCACUAUACCCCUGGACGUGGACUGCACCAACACCAUGAUAAGCCAGAUCCCGGACAUGACUAACGACGCCUUCACGCUGCCGGUGCGCCUCGACCUCUCCGAGAACGUGAUCCACCAUGUCGCCAAGUUCGCGAAUGUGACGCAGCUGGUGACCCUCAUAAUGAAGAAGAACCAGAUCGUCAGCAUAGCCGACGAGGCCUUCAUGGAUCUGCCUCACCUGAAGCAGCUCGUCCUGCAGGGCAACAAUCUUACGGGGAAGGCACUGAAGGAGAACGUGUUUAAGGGACGCUUUAAUGACACGCACCCCUUCCCAUUGGGGCUGGAGGAGCUGGACCUGAGCUACAACUACCUGGAGACCCUGGACAGCCACGCCUUCAAGCACCUGCCCUACCUCAAGCGGCUCUUCCUGUCCAACAACCCCGUGUGGGACAUCUCCAUCAGCAUGGCCACCGCGAUUAACGAACUCACAGCCCUGGAGGAGCUGGAUCUCUCGCAGACGGGCAUCGAGCGCCUGCCUAACCACUUCCUCUCUAACCUCAGGACACUAAGAGUGCUGACGCUGGCAGGGAACAAGUUUUCAUCAGUGCCCUCAAGCGAGCUCAAAUUUGCCCGAACCCUCCAAGAGCUAAACCUGAACGCCAACCCCAUCACCAGGAUCGACGCCGGGGACUUCCCAGAGGGCCUGCACUCGCUGCGUAUUCUGCAGCUGUCGGCGCUGCCAAGGCUACGAAGUGUGGGUCAGCAGUCAUUCUCCAGUAUUUCGAGUCUCCAAGUGCUGCACCUCUCAGACAACCCUAACUUUGCCGUCAUUGAUGAAGCAGCCUUCCUGGUGUUGCCCGGCAACGACUUGGCGCUUCAGGAGAUCCACCUUCAGGACAACCGCCUCAGCACUCUGUCGGAGAAGAUGCUGCCGUGGCUGGACCUGUUGUUCGUGGACCUGCAGAACAACCCGUGGGAGUGUGACUGCAACGUGAAGUGGAUUGCAGAAACGCUCAUCCCAGACCUGGAGGACAAGAACCCGCAGACCACUCUCUCCAUCUUGUGUGCCAGCCCCAUUGCUGAUCGUGGUAUGAAGAUGGUGGACCUGCUGGAUCAUUCCCACUCCUUCCAGUGCCGCGCGCCGGAUCCGUUUGUGAGGCACGAGGGCAGAUACGGACCCCUCAUCGUCGGCACCAUCGUCGUGGGCACCGUCCUCCUCAUCACCGGCACCUUGGUGUUUGUCUUCGUGCUCUACAGGCGGUCUCGGGAACACCAGCUCUUCGGGGAGCGAGUCAAAUACAGGCGAGCACAAGACGAGGAGGAGGAGGGCGUGUCACAGACUGUUAACUCCUAGACCCGCCCACACCUCCACGCCCACACCUGCUCGCCCACAUCUGCCCGCCCAAGCCAUAUCCUCACCUGCCGCCCUAAACACAUGCCCGAUCUCUUUCCCCGGAGUGCAAAGUCUGUUUAUACGGAAGGGAAACUCUAGUAACUUUUUUUGUUCCCGCACUUCAAGCCCCGCCCCGUGUUGUCCUAUCUUGAUUUGUACGCUACAUCUGUGGUAGUCAGGAGUUUUGCCAUCUUGUACACCUGCUCUCCAGUCCCUCCCUUCCCUUCCCUUACCUUUCUACCACAUACUGAUUGUACCUGCAUUUAUCACACCUUCGCAACCCCUCACACAAGCACGUACACAUAUUCAGUCACACACACACACACACACACACACACACACACACACAGAGAGAGAGACACACACAAAACUGCCUUAUCCUUGCUUCACCCGAUCCAUAGUACACACACACACACACACACACACACACACACACACACACACACACACAUCUUUAAGUCUUCCCUUGGAUGUCUGAUUACAUUAUUUUGCGCUAACCUCCAACACACGAGAUAGGAGAAACAUAUCUCUGCUUCUAAGUACAACGCCGAAGGAACACUAGGAACACAAGGUUAUCCUGCCAGUGUGCAGCAACUAAUGGGGCAAGUUUACCUGAAAAAUUAUGAGAUGUGUCUGCAUUAGUACCUCAAAGCUCAGUCUUUUGCUCACGACUCACUCAGUAAUGUCUCGGCCGUGAUGUGAUGCAGUGUUACGUUCUCUUUGGUUAAAAUAUUGCCAGGCUUGUUGACUAGAAAUCAAUACCGUGUCUUCCAUCCCUUAGCUUUACGAUGCCUGACAGCCUGCUCGUUAGAGGUUGAUGAAGCUCAUGCAGGUAUGACGGAUUAAAGGACAUCAUAUUUCUUUCAUCUUCCCUUACCGCCCUCUCACACACAAAGGGAGGCAUGGAGCUACUCCAAACCGGUAAAUUACAGAGUGAGAGUGCAUUGUAAGUGUUCAAACGCAUAAUUAAGUGGAAAGAAAAGAAGUUCGUUCGUUUCUCACUCGUAAAAAUGGGAUACAUGGCACAUCAGCGAUUACAGCCGGUAAGGCUCCUGACUAGCACUUGUUAUCAUGUUAUAGAUCUAGUGCUACAGGACAUCAGUGUCCGAUAGGAGCCUCAGUUACCUGCGAUAAAAUAAGACUGACAACUAGACAUAGGCAGGACACGUCAUGCGCCGAACAGAUUAUAACUGAAAAAUUAAACGUAACAAAACAACAAUCUAGGAAUGGUAAGAAAAAUCAAAAGAAGGCAAGGCAGACAGAGAAAUGGUGGAGGGUGGCCAGCAACAGAAGGGCGGUAGAGAGAUGAGUGAAGGGUUGAAGAGGCAUGUGUUCUACGCUGGAAUCAUUGAAGGUAAUGGUGAUGAUGAUGAUGAUGAUGUGCUUCACCUCAUAGUACAAGCGAAGGUGUACUAAUGAUCAAAUCAACAAAACAAUACAAAAGAAUAAUUGCUCAGUGAUUGAUUCCCUCUUCUUCCGUCUGCAGCGAUGAAUCAAAGUCAUCACACACACACACACACACACACACACACACACACACACACACACACACACACACACACACACACACACACACACACACACACACACUUAUGGGUCUCGUGACAUGCAUUAAAAAAAUUCGUGUGUAUAAUAAUAGUCAGCUUGUAUGUGUAAAUAUAUAAUUAUACUUUAGAGAGAGAUAAGAGUACCUAGUAUAUAAAAAUAAGUAUGUGCGUGUGUAUGUAACGUGACUUCGUGUAUAACGCGACAACGCUUUCAUUCCUACGUGCCAUACAUGAGUUACCGUGUGAGUUAAGUUUAUAUAUAUAUAGAGAGCUGAAAGUUUGAAGAGUAUUUUAUAUCUAUGGAUAUUUGUAUACUUCUUGUACUGUAAAUGGCGACGUGUGUUUAGUAGCAUCAAAUCAAACCCUGCAGGCUGGUAGUGGUGACCCGAGAGCCUUACGACAAUAAAGUUGAAGGAUGACGUU
Scylla paramamosain (green mud crab) is the source of this 3583-nucleotide messenger RNA. RefSeq names its product leucine-rich repeat neuronal protein 1-like. Gene Ontology annotation, cellular component: extracellular matrix. The coding region runs from base 75 to 1574 and encodes 499 amino acids. NCBI's taxonomy places the organism in Eukaryota, Metazoa, Arthropoda, Malacostraca, Decapoda, Portunidae. The transcript is spliced from 10 exons. Gene Ontology annotation, molecular function: protein binding. The record is from RefSeq and is a predicted model, not a curated record.